AUGAUCACUAAUGAGGGAAAAUUCAAAUACACCUGCACUCGGUGCACAAAACAAUACGACGAGAGAAAGUACUGGACAGCACACUACAAAACCGUGCACAUGCAGUAUAAGAAGAAGAGAACGCAUCCCUGCGUCAUCUGCAAGGAACAGUUGAAACCCGCGCUCAGGUGGAGGCACAUGGAGGAGCGUCACGGGUGGCAAGCUCCGACUUGCCCAGACUGCGGUAAGAAAUUCGCCUAUCCUUGGCAAGUGUCCGCACACCAGAGAGAGGUGCACAAUCGUCUAGAGAACCUCACAUAUAUGUGCGAUGAGUGCGGUGCCAAGUUUCCCAGCAAGGAAAGACUAAAGAGUCAUCAAAUUAAACAUUCAGACGUAAAGAAUUACAAAUGUCACAAAUGCUCAAAGGCAUUUAAAACUAUUACUUACUUGAAACAACAUUUGGUUAGACAUUCUAAAGUGAAAAGGCAUAUCUGCGACAAAUGUGGAACUGCCUUCGUUAACUAUAAGGAUUUAUACGCGCACACCAUUGCGAGGCACGUUACUGAAAAGAAUUUCAAAUGUCAGAUGUGCCCCAAAGCCUUUAAAACUCAAAAACUUUUGAAAGUCCACGAGAAAAUACAUACGGGAGAUAAAAGACACAAGUGUCCCAUGUGUGACAUGGCGUAUGUGCAGUCGAACAAUUUGAAAUAUCACAUUUCAAGGAAUCAUCCGGAUGUUGUUAUUCUAACUGUAAAACAACCAAAAUUAGAACCUUAA
Leguminivora glycinivorella is the source of this 756-nucleotide messenger RNA. RefSeq names its product gastrula zinc finger protein XlCGF7.1-like. Lineage: Eukaryota; Metazoa; Arthropoda; Insecta; Lepidoptera; Tortricidae. The transcript has a single exon. The coding region runs from base 1 to 756 and encodes 251 amino acids. The record is from RefSeq and is a predicted model, not a curated record.